Antechinus flavipes (yellow-footed antechinus) is the source of this 8530-nucleotide messenger RNA. It is a transcript of the gene PHF24, whose product is annotated as PHD finger protein 24. The record is from RefSeq and is a predicted model, not a curated record. The transcript is spliced from 9 exons. Bases 1182 to 2390 code for a protein of 402 amino acids. Lineage: Eukaryota; Metazoa; Chordata; Mammalia; Dasyuromorphia; Dasyuridae.
UUUUUCGGGUUGUAUUCGAUUCCUUAAAUCUAGAUCCUCAGAAACGAAGCUCAGGUUGGUUUUAAUUGGCGCCUCCUGCCCGAGCCACAAUCACUCUAACGAACUCUCUCUCUAAGACACUUGAGUCCGGAGGGGAAGUUGAUGGGGGCUCAUGAAUGAAUAAAUGAAUGAAUGAAUGGGCAGAUGAAUGAACGAAUGCAUUCAUGCACGCAAACGUCCACAAACUCGGCAAUCUGCGGCUAGAAUGAAUUCAUGCAUGCAUGUAUGCAUGCAUGCACGCAGCGCCCCCCCCCUCCCGUUCUGGGCUGGGCCGAGGGGCCUGGAAGGGGAGGGCUCAGCUUGUGACUGACCUUGCUGGUGCCAGUCGGACGGACUAGCUGGUGCAGUCCCAGGCUCUGCAGUCCCCAGGCUCGGCGGGGGGGGCGCUCAUUGGUAUUCCCCAGUCCGCCUGCGUCAGGCCGGAGCUGCUAUACUGCUCCCCGCCAGUCGCCCCGACUCCUGCCCUAGCCCUCCAGCCCGCCGCCCUCUUCGCUAGCUAACACCACGCGCUCUUCCUCGCGCACGCCCUCCCAGCCUCCCCACCCCGGUGCCUCCUCCCUUCCCCCUCCAGCAGGCGGCGCGCGCCGAGCCUCGUAACAGUCUCUGCGGCUCUGCUCCCCCCCACCGCCGCCCCCCAGCGCGCUCCCGCCCCCCCUGUCGGAGGGGAAAGGGGAGGGGGCGCAAGGCUCCCGGCCCGCCCCCCGCCCGCCCACUAGCCAAGGGCGCUUCUGCCAGCGCGGGGCCGGAGUAGCCUCGGCGGUUGCAACGGUGGGGCCGCAGCAGCAGCAGCCGGUAACGGCCAACGCCGCGGUCGCCGCACGAGCAGAGCCGAGCCGAGCCUCCCUGGGCGGGUGCGGGUUGGGGGGCUUCGCCCCUGGCCGGGGCUCGCCGCCCCCUGCCUCUCGCCCAGCCUUCCACGGGUCCGGUCCCUGGGUGGGGCUAGUAGGGUAUAGAAGGUAGGAUCCUCCCUGCGAAGCUCCUGGGGCGAAGGCGUCGCCGUUGCCCCAGCUCCUGAGUAGGAGGCGAGGAUGUGCAGGAAGGAGACCACGUCGUAAGUCCAUGACCCGAGCCGGAGCCGAGUUCCCGGUAUUGCUUCACAUACAAACCUAGUGUGGCCAAGGAAAUUGAGCUAUUUCAGAAUCAUGGGGGUGUUGAUGUCCAAACGGCAGACAGUGGAGCAGGUCCAGAAGGUGAGCCUGGCUGUGUCAGCUUUCAAGGAUGGGCUGCGGGAUAGGCCUUCUCUCCGACGCACGGGGGAAUCGGCUGGGUCUCGGAGAGGCACUGUAGAACACUCUGUCCAGGAAGUACAAGAGGAGGAUGAGCCAGAGAAAGUGGCUGCUGUCCCACAGGAAGAGAACAGUGUCAACAAAGCAGCCUGGGAAAGGCUGAGAGAUGGCCGUGGGGUAGAACCUGAGGAGUUUGACCGUGUCAAUCGCUUCACACCACCUGCCUUUAUCCGACCCAUUCGGGAGCUACAUGAUGACAAGCCACUUGAUAUCUGCUUGGAACCUAGAGAAUCUGUUAUCAAUGAUGAGAUGUGUGAGAUUUGUGAAGUAUGGACUGCUGAGAGUCUCUUCCCAUGUAGGAUCUGCACCAGGGUUUUUCAUGAUGGCUGUUUACGCCGUAUGGGCUAUCUGCAAGGAGACAGCACAAUGGAAGUGACUGAGAUGGCACACACUGAAAUAGGAUGGAGCUGUUACUAUUGUAACAACCUCAAUCUGCUUCUCACAGAAGAAGAGAUGUACAGCCUCAUGGAGAAUUUCCAGCAAUGCAAAAUUAUUCCUGAUUGUUCCUUGACACUGGAGGACUUUUUGCGCUACCACCAUCAGGCAGCAAGACGAGGAGGAAGUGAAAGGGCACUGAGUGAAGAGCAGGAAGAACGGGCAGCUCAGCAAUUUGCUGCCCUCGAUCCUGAGCGCCGAGGCCAUGUUGAAUGGCCUGACUUCUUGUCCCAUGAGUCCCUCCAACUACUGCAGAAACUUCGUCCACAGAACUCUCUAUUAAGGCUACUCACAGUUAAGGAGCGGGAACGAGCUCGGACAGUCUUCCUAGCCCAAGGCAUUGGGGGUUAUAUCAGUGAGACCGAAUGCCGUCGUGCCCAACAUACCUGGUUCCGAAAACGACCCUUGGAGGCACCAUCUUGCAAUGUUAGUAUCAGCCAUGUGGGACCCAUAUCAGAAAGCAGUCCGGCCAGCAAUAGCAGUGCCAAGAGCCCAGAAAAACCUCUGCAGACAGCUGAACAGGAGGAGCCCAGGUCUGUGGAUUGGCCCACUUUCCUGAAGGAGAAUAUCAUCUACAUCCUUGCUGCCCGCCCCAACAGUGCUGCCAUUCACCUGAAACCCCUAGGAUAGAUCCUCUAGAAUGAGGGUUAGUCCCAGUUGGGGCAAUGUGGGGUAACCUCCUUCCCUAACUCUUGACACUGAUAAAGACUGGGAGGGGGGAGACCUCCAGCAUCUUUAUUACUAAGUUUUGCCACAUCUAGGACAUCUAGAUAACUUUUCCUUUCACAGGAAGGAUAGCAAGUGCAUUGCCUAAGGGAGAGAUUCUGGGAAAAGAGACAAUACUCAAUUCUCUACCCCUAACAACUCAUGCUAUUAACUAGCCAAAAAAAAAAAGAAGAAGAUUCCCUCCCCUACUAUUCCUUCCUUAUCUCAGUCAGUGUCACUGAUGGGAUAAUUCAAGAUUUUUUAUCCCUCUAAAGUUGCUAGAAGUUUGGGUUCUACUUGGUUGAGAAGGACCAAACUUGAUUGAUAUUCUAAGUGAUCUUUAUAGCUCACCUAUAAGCUUAGUGGUCACCUAGUCCAACUCUCUCAUUUUAUAAAUGGGGAAAAUGAGAUCCAGAGUAGUUUUGACUUGCCUAAGGUCACACAGUGAGCAAAUGGCAGAACCAGUAGUAGAAGCCAAGUCUCCUAACUUUCUAGUCCUAUUCCUUUACAAAAACUCCGUAGAUUUGUUUUGGGCAGGGGCUGGGGUGGAGGGUAUGCAUAUUCCUUCCAUAUUUAACCAGACUUUUGAUUUCUGAUUAGCCAGAAAUGACCAUAGUCGCUUAAAUUCCUAAUUCUUUUUUUUUUUUUUUUUUUUGCUAAGGCAGUUGGGAUUAAGUGACUUGCCCAAGGUCACACAGCUGGGAAGUGUUAAGUGGCUGAGGCCAGAUUUGAACUCAGGUCCUCCUGACUUCAGGGCUGGUGCUCAUCCACUGUGCCACCUAGCUGUCCCUAAAUUCUUAUUUCUAAUUGGCUGAAUUAGAAGCAGCCUGCCAUACUUACCCUUUACUAAUUUUGUAACCUACUGAGUAGAGACAGGAAAACAGUAUCCACCCCAGAAUUCCAGUAACUUUGGCUGAAAGAAAUCUCACCCAAAGUCAGUACAAUUCUAAUUAGCUUUGGAAAUGAAGUUGGUCAUCUUAAAUGAAGCUGUGUUGUGUCACUAUUUUGGGAGUGGACAAAAUGAAUUAUAGUUCUGGCUUCCUAGAACCAAAAGCCUGAUUUGGUGGGCAGUAUAGAAAAUGAGUUCCUGUUAGCAGUGCAGAGGACUUUAUUAAGUAGGUAUUACUCUUAUCUCCUGUCUCCAGCUUAGUCUGUUCCUAUAGACAAGAGUAAUUACCCAUCAUUGUAAAGAAUAAAGAAGUCUUCCUUAGCAUCUCUAGGAAGGAAAAAGGGGUUUUUCUAAGUUAUUAGUACUACAGGUGAUCCUUCCAUACCACUUUUAAAAUGCGUGAUAUACUGGGAGGAAACUUGGAAGAGGACUGGGGCUACCCUGUUUUCUGAUGAACAAAGCUUUUCCUAGGGUUAGGGGCUAAUGGAGUAAGCAGUGACUUAGAGAGGAGGAGGUUGCCCCACCUCUCACUAUCAGAAAGCCAAACUAAGUCUUAGAUUGCCCUUCCCACAUAUAUUCUCAUUAGGCUAUGUAACAGCAUUUUGUGACUUCCCUUCAAAUUUGCUCUGGAUAUUAGAUUUUAUCAGUAUAGAAUUGGGAUUAGCAUGAGGGACUAAAUUAUGGAUUGCCUGAAUGUUCAUCCUCUUGGGAUACAAUGAAAUAGGGGAUGGGUAUAUAAGUCUGGUGACCAGUACUUUAACUUCAAGAUCUGACCUAGUUUAGGAAAGCUGCUAUAUUUCCAUGCUUCUAGUUCCUUAAUGAACUUAAAAUAUAAUUAAGACCUACAGACUGCCACCCAAAACACUUAAGAACUAUCCCCGUGCUCCAGCAUUGUGAAUGCUGAUCUUUAGGAAGAGCAGAAAUGAAAAGAACCCCUCUUCAUCCUCUCAAAGUCUUCUCUAUAGCUGUUAAAUAAUAUAAAGAAACCUUAUACUACAGCCCAGAUAAAACAGAUUUGGAGAGGAUAGGUUACUGAACUAGGAGGCAAAUCUCUUGGUUUCUGUUUUUUUCUUCUUUUAACUCACAAAAACUUUGAUUAGGUAAAUUCAACUCUUAUUCAAUGCCUUAGUUUCUCUACCUAAAAAUUUGAAGAAUGAGUUCUCUCAUAUGAAAGCCAAAAUUUCUCUGAGUGCUGAAGAGACGUUCCUUGGCAACUUCAUAUCAAUAAAAUGGAGAAAUAGGAACCAGUGUUUUUGAUACUUUGAGAUCAUCAGUAUCAUUGACAAUGAGCCAAACCCAGAAUUGAACAGGAGGAAGAGAAUGGGCUGGAUUACCUUUGUGAAAUUGCACAGUGCUUUUAAUGACUCCAAAUUUCUCAUUAAAACAAAAGACUCAUCUUUUUUAACACUCUUUGUGUGUUAUAUGGCUUCAAGUCAUGGCAUACCACAGUCUGUGAAGAAUUAAAAUUACCUAACAGGCAAUAGAGUGGCAUAGGGUGGGCAGAAGUAAAAUGUAAUAUGUAAACAACCAAGAAAAAAUUUAAUAAAGGACAUCAUCAGAUAAUUAGAAAAGAAACUGUCAUGGCCACUUCAAGGACAAGAACUCAGCUGACAUUCAUGUGGUAUCAAAAGAAUCAGAAGUCCUACAGCACAUUAAGGUGGACCUCUUCCAGAGGAUUUAUGGGAGAGUAUGGACAAGAAAUGUACAAGAUUAAGAGGGAAUGAAUGGGUUUCUAUCUACAUUAUUGGAGGGAACCUUCACAUAAGAUUACUGAUCCAGUGAAAUACUGAGAUUAUCAAAGGAAUGUCACAGUAAAUGCAAUGAAGUCAUGAAAAUUUGUGGUCCACAAAACAGAAAAAAAUCAACAUGGAGAAAUAAUGAAAGUUGAGUAUUUAAACCUGAAUUCAAGAUAAGAGUGUGACUCACUGUGUUCUGAGAAUUUCACAAGCUAUAGCUAUUUUAUUUUUCCUCUACUGUGUUCAGAAUAUUGGCUGAUAGUUUACAGUCAUUCCCACCAGAAAAGGAAAAAGCUGCCUUCUUUCAUUCAUGAUGGCAUCAAGAACAUUGCAUUCCCUCCUAAGCUUUUAUCCCAAGAAACACUUGUACACGUACACUUUCUCACUAUACGUCAAGUCAGAGACUUAGGGGAUCACUAAAGAAUGAUCCUCAGAAAAUAGAUCUGAUUUCCACAAGGUAAUUGGAGGGGCACACAUUAUUCUUCAAAAACUUAAGGGAUCUCAUCUUUUGCACUCAAGGAACUUAAUGACCUUCAUUAACUACCAGGAUCAUGAUUCUAGGCUCUUAUUCACCUAUCCUGCUUAGAUGAAAAAUGAUGCCAAAAAAGAUUGCUCUUCGGCCAAAGCCUUAUGUCUUGAAUGUGUGAGAAAAGCUGUGUGGAACAGCUUGAAAGGUAGGCGCAUCGGAGGUCCAUCCAAACAGAACUGCUAUUUGGUGUGCUUGACUAUUGUUUCUUUCACUUGGUGCUCUGGUUAGGCUUAAGUGAGUUCCUUUUCCCUUUUUUAAGGAAAACAAGGGAAAGGAUUAAGCCUUUUCUCUCAAACUGGGGGGAUUGAGGCAAAGAAUAUUAUAGAAAUGGAUCCUUAUUUGAGAAGCAGAUUCCCUAUAUUAGAAAGAACCUUGAAAUAUCCAUUCUUCUUGCCUCUUGGCAGGGCUGGACAAAUGGAUAGCUCUCCCAUUUUUCAUAAACCAUUAGCCAGAGAGAUAGAUUCCAAAGCUCUACCUGAGGUAAGCCAGUGUUCAAAGUCCUUGGUCAUCAAUUCUACCCAGCCUAAGUCCUGUUUUCGGCAAUUUGUUUCCUCCUACUGCCUCGCUGGGGAGUUGUAUGGAAUAUUUGAAUACUCCAAUAUAUUAAUAAAAUAACCCCCCUUUAACCUUAACUCUUUCCUCCUAGGUCAUCCUAAGACCUUUCAGUUAUGAUCUUACUGUAAAUUCUGUCAACAUAGAUGUCCUCUCCUAGUAAAGGGACUCAAGUUUCUGUUCAUUGACUUCAGCAACAUGAUCCUAAUAUCUCUUCCCCAUCUAUUUUCUUCUGAGGGGAGGCAUUGACUAUAUAUCAAAUAUCUUUAGAGAAAACUAUUUAAUAUAAAAUUCCUUAUCAUCCAUCAGGCUACUUCCUUAAAACCAGAUUAAAAUUGUGCAGCCCCUGCUAUCAGGUUGAAUGGAAAAGGACCUGCCACAAAAAAAGCAGCUGCAACCACCUACAGAGGUAUUGCCAUUUCUCUUUCCCUGUGGCCUCUUGCCUUUCUGUUUUCCUUUAAUAUUGAGGAACAGGUUCUAGAUUUAGAUACACUAAAAGCUGAUCUUGGGUUCUUGAUCAUUAUUAACAUUUGAGAUUGAAAAAGGAAGAGGCCUUAUCUCCUACACAUUGUUUAGAAAUACGUAGAGCUGAUCUUGGGUUCUUGAUCAUUUAUAUUUGAGGUUCAAAGAGGAAGAGGCUAUCCACCAAAAUCACUCUCACAGGGUCAUCUCUUAUUUUAUCUCCAGCUCCAAAAGUAUUUUGCCAGUGGAAAUGCUAAGAGCACACACAAACACAAAUACAUUGCUUCCCCCACUUAAUGUCACUGUGACUGAAGGUGUGACUGAAGAGUGAUUUCUGUUCAGAUCUACUAGCCUUGCUAAGCUUCUCCUGACAUCCAAGCUUUGGAAGCAUCUGCAUAGAAUGGCAAAAGGCCUAGAACCUUUUAUCCUUUACAGGAGUGACCACUAUGAAACCCUACUCACCCCAAGCCCUUGCCUUUUUAUAAUUGGAAGUACAGCAGGGACUGUAUUGCUAUUGGGAUAUGCCACUUUAGAAGAGGAGGAGGUCUCACUAGGGAAACUCUGGAAUCUCCAGUCUAUGAAAGUCAUACCUACUGUAAUCAUGCCAGCACCAAUGUGAAUGAACCCAGAUAUCAGAACCAUAGCCAGCAAGCAGAGAUGGAAGCUUAGUAGAAAUUAACUAGAAAAGCAGCACUAGGAGUCCUCUUCAUCCUAAGGACAGAAUCAACAUAGCAGGUGGCACAGGGAUGCUGAUGCUUUCUCCACCCAGAAUUCUUAGUGGAUGCCUGUGACCCUGCAAACCAAAGUGAGUACACUUUUUCAGCUGGCAGCUUGUAGUGUGAAGUGUGCAGAUAAUGCAGUAAGAAGCUGAGCAGCCUGAAUUCUAGAAUUUCAGGAGACACCAUCAGCCAGCAUGAAGCCACAGCCAGAGCCACUUACUAUACAGGUUUACAGUUGAAUCCCUCAGCUGCUGCCUUUUGCAUGCCAUUUACUUUAUAAUCACUUGAGAUCUCUGAGCUUCUGGGGAAUAAGUACAUAUUGUAUGCUUGUUGCAGCUCAGUGAACUUGACUUCCUUAUAAGACUGUUCAUGAUAGUUCAGCCUCUCAAAAACACUGUCCUACAUUUGAUCCAGUCUUUACCAUUACCCUUGGUAGCCUUGGAAUGAUCCAUGGUUUUUAAAGAAAGAAAAAAUGUGCCAUAUUUCUUUCAUAAUCCAGUGUGGCAUGUCAUUCAUUCUUUGUGCUUUUGAAGUGGGUCUUAUUGUAUGAUCCAGGCAUGUAUUACUUCUUGGGAAGUCUUCAGUUUCAUAUUGGGGAUAUAUGUUCCAACCUGGUAAGGAAUGUAUGUAGGCAAUUGGAACUGGCCUUAGGUGGUCAUUUCUCCAUAAUUCUCUAAAUUUUUGUAACCUUUGGGAUUGGGUUGGCAUAUUCUUUUAACAGAUAAUGUCAGUGGGACACAGAUAACAAAAAAGGGACUUCCCAAGAAUUAUACUAAAACAAGGAGAGGGUUGAAGAUAGAAUUGAGGUGUCUUGGGUCCCAGUUCUGGGAGCUUGGCCGCAAUGCCUGAAGAGAUGUCUCCUUUGAUCCUUUUCUGAAGAACACUGAAGACAUUUGCGGAGUACUUAGGCAGUGGGUCACACUUAUCCCUUCUUCCUCCACAUUCUCACUCUUAGGAGUUGGCAUGCCAUUUUUAAAAGAAUCUGCCCCAAUCCCUGUACCUGCCUUUCUGCGAACUUUCACUGAGGGGUAAGACCCCCAAUUUUGUUUUUCCCUUGAUUAUAGUUGCAUGUUUCUUCUACCCAUGCCCAGUCCUUGUGGGCAAUGCAGCCAAAUGGAGCUGGUACUCCCAAAGUCUGGGCACAUACAGGAUAUCCUAAUAAAGAAAUCUUUACACGA